This is a messenger RNA of Plenodomus lingam JN3, 1380 nucleotides long. RefSeq lists its product as uncharacterized. The record is from RefSeq and is a predicted model, not a curated record. Gene Ontology annotation, cellular component: proteasome core complex. Gene Ontology annotation, molecular function: protein kinase binding; threonine-type endopeptidase activity. Lineage: Eukaryota; Fungi; Ascomycota; Dothideomycetes; Pleosporales; Leptosphaeriaceae. Gene Ontology annotation, biological process: regulation of cyclin-dependent protein serine/threonine kinase activity.
AUGGGAUCGAUAUUGGUGAGCGACUUUGGUGGAAACCACUUCAACAAGACCAUGUUCGGCGGCGGUGGGAGCGCGCAUCCCCCGGCCCACGAGCACCACGCCCCGAUCCGUCCGUCUCCAUCGUCCAAGACGCAUGCGCCGCAGUUUGUCGCGCCCUCUGCUACGACUGAUGUUCCCAUGGCCGACUCGGGAGCCCCACCAUCACCAUCGAGCGCAGCACACGCCCAACCGUCCCAGCAUCUCCCAAUAGAACUGCCCAAGCACACGGCUCCAGCACCCCCCAGUCCACGAUUCCGCCCACAGUCGCGGCAUUCGACGCUUGCUCCUGACCCUACGCCGACGCCUACCCACACACCUACAUCCUUGCCCACAACCCAGGGCGCCGAACCCCAGACGGCUCCUUCGGCAGCCCUGGUCCCCACUCAGCCCUCGCCGGCACCGUCACUACGUUCCCUCGCAGAUUCAACCCCGCUAUCAUCCAGACGCAUCAAGGUCAAGAGCCUGUCCCACAUCCAGAGCUUCGCCAUUGACGAUGCUAGCCCCUUCUCGCAGGCGCGCUCCCAGGCCCGGCGGCAGCGCCAAGACCCCACCCAUGUGGCGCCCCAGUAUGAAAUCAGUGAGAUGCCGGUGACAGACAUCAUCGAGAUGGUGGCCGGACUACUGACCAAGAUCACCACAACCAACGAUCGCCAGCAUGACCACCUCCAUCGCCAAAUACCGCCUCCGGAGAGCACCUCUGGCCUGAGCCAGCAGACAACAAGCGUACUAGCCUUUCAUGGCAAAAAUGUGCCCAGCAUUUCCAUCCUCAGCUAUCUCAGCCGGAUUCACAAAUACUGUCCGACCACGUACGAGGUUUUCUUGAGUCUGCUUGUCUAUUUUGACAGAAUGACGGAGAGGUCCUUGGAGCAUUUGAACCCUGCAUUAUCUGCCGCGUCAGGCUCCACUACCACCACACUAUCCUCAUCAGCUGCUGCCCAGACGGCCACUCCCCCAUGCUCGGGAUCUUUGGGGAAACCGUCGGACGCGCCAGCACAAGCUUCACAGCCACCCUCUCCGCCUUUACAGGAAUUGGACUCUGAUGCAUACAAUCUCUCUCAAUUUUUUGUUGUCGACAGCUUCAACAUACACCGCCUUGUGAUUGCCGGUGUUACGUGCGCGAGCAAGUUUUUUUCUGACGUCUUCUAUACCAACUCUAGAUAUGCGAAGGUCGGCGGCUUACCGCUAGUCGAGCUGAAUCACCUAGAAUUGCAAUUCCUUCUGUUGAACGACUUCCGUCUUGCGGUACCUUUGGAGGAGAUGGAAGCCUAUGGGACAAUGCUGGUCGAGUUUUACGCUCGAGAAGUGGCGGAACAACAUGAGAGGCAGUCAGGCGGCAAUUGA